This is a messenger RNA of Setaria italica (foxtail millet), 756 nucleotides long. RefSeq names its product 60S ribosomal protein L27-3. Gene Ontology annotation, biological process: translation. Lineage: Eukaryota; Viridiplantae; Streptophyta; Magnoliopsida; Poales; Poaceae. The record is from RefSeq and is a predicted model, not a curated record. The coding region runs from base 80 to 493 and encodes 137 amino acids. Gene Ontology annotation, molecular function: structural constituent of ribosome. Gene Ontology annotation, cellular component: ribosome; cytosolic large ribosomal subunit. The transcript has a single exon.
CACGCGAUGCCAUUUCCUCAGCCGACCGAGCCCUACCCACCCAUCCUCCCCGGCGGCGGCGCUGCAGCAGCAACCGAAGAUGGUGAAGUUCCUGAAGCCCGGCAAGGCCGUGAUCCUCCUCCAGGGCCGGUUCGCCGGCCGCAAGGCGGUGAUUGUGCGCGUGUUCGAGGAGGGCACCCGCGACCGCCCCUACGGGCACUGCCUCGUCGCCGGCCUCGCCAAGUACCCGAAGAAGGUGAUCCGCAAGGACUCCGCCAAGAAGACGGCCAAGAAGUCCCGGGUUAAGUGCUUCAUCAAGCUCGUCAACUUCACCCACAUCAUGCCCACCCGCUACACCCUCGACGUCGACUUCAAGGACGUCGCCUCGGGCGGGCCCGACGCGCUCUCCACCCGGGACAAGAAGGUCGCCGCCUGCAAGGCCGCCAAGGCGCGCCUCGAGGAGAGGUUCAAGACCGGCAAGAACAGGUGGUUCUUUACCAAGCUCCGCUUCUAGAUGCCGGGCGUCCUGCAUAGUGCCCUGCUUUAGUUGUCAGUUUCUUGUAUCGGAUACUCUUUUAAGCUAUCUCUGCUUUGGUAUUGCCAUGGAGACUUCGCUUAGUAUUACGGAUCUCGGAAAGAAUUUUAUUAAGACAUCGAUGAUGUGUUAAAUGUUGUCGCAUAGAUCUGGCUGAGAUUUUGCUCAGAAUCGCUGCUUGGGAUGUACUGCUGUUUUUCUCCUGCAUUGUGCUCUAAAUGUUUGGUCUUGGUAGUGACAGA